AUGGGAUCCUUAUCUUGGAGUGUAACCACAGCGCUUGUGCUGAUUUUCCUGGCAUUGGUAACUUUGUAUAUGGACCUAAACUUGCCCGAUCUGGUUUUCAGUGGCAGCAUUAUUGGUGGCAGUGACCUCAACAAUGGUAUCAUGAAUGGUAUCAACAAUGGUAUCAUCAAUGGUACAUGUACUGAUACAAAAGACACAAAAGAUACAAAAGAAGUGGUGCUGUUCAAUGCUAGUGGCAAUGCCCCAGAACUUGAGAGUUUGUAUUUUGUGCACUAUCAAAAGGUAGGAUCGAGUCUUUUGACAUUGCUGAGGAAUCGGAUUCCUUCCUGCACCAGGAAAGAUUGGACCUGUUUCGGAACCCGAGGAGGAGGAGUGGAUGCUUGGAUGUCCAGAGAUGGCCAAGACCACUUUGCCUUUACACCCCAGUCCAUGAAUGUGUCUCAUCUAUCCGAGCGAGAACUGGAUGGCAUGGAAACCUGCAAUGACCAAUUCCUCAACUGCAAAAAUGAAUCCAUCUUUCAUUGCAGCUACACCAACUGCAAACACAUUCCGAACAAAGUCACAAUCUUCAGAGACCCACACAAAUGGUUCCACUCCUAUGUUGAUUUUGUAUGGCUCUACCAUGCUGCAAAAGAGAAACCAGACCAAGCAAUGUAUGACAGUACCACAGCCAGACGUUUGGUUCUACCAAAACAGCAGCAAAUCGAAUUCACCACAGGAACCAACAAUGUUGCAACGGCACUCGACAUCCUGCAACACGAGUACGUAUUCUGGGGGAUCACAGAUCAGUGGAAGACCACCGUGUGUUUGUUUCAUUGUGAACUGGGAGGAGUGCCCGGGGAGAGUGAACUUCGAAACGUACGAAACAAGGCGAAACUACCCUUCAAGACACAAGAUGACAUUGAUGCAACCAUCCCACGACCACACCAGAUUGUACCGUCCAACAGCACUCAGUACAUCCAGAAAACCCUAAAAGAUGAUCUCAACUUGUACCACAAUCACCUCAUGCCACUCUUCCAAGAAAGGGCCAAACGAUGCAACUGCAUCAACUACAUGUAG
This is a messenger RNA of Seminavis robusta, 1059 nucleotides long. The record is from the annotation of a GenBank genome assembly. Lineage: Eukaryota; Bacillariophyta; Bacillariophyceae; Naviculales; Naviculaceae.